AUGGUGUAUCGUCCCUUUAAAUGUAAUCGUUUAAAAUUUAACUACCUUGAGUGUAAAAAAGAAAUAACUUACUACAUACUGGACUUACGACAACUACCGAGAAAUAACUACAUACUGGACUUACGACAACUACCGAGAAAUAACUACAUACUGGACUUACGACAACUACCGAGAAAUAACUACAUACUGGACUUACGACAACUACCGAGAAAUAACUAUAUACUGGACUUACGACAACUACCGAGAAAUAACUACAUACUGGACUUACGACAACUACCGAGAAAUAACUACAUACCUGACUUACGACAACUACCGAGAAAUAACUACAUACUGGACUUACGACAACUACCGAGAAAUAACUACAUACUGGACUUACGACAACUACCGAGAAAUAACUACAUACUGGACUUACGACAACUACCGAGAAAUAACUACAUACUGGACUUACGACAACUACCGAGAAAUAACUACAUACUGGACUUACGACAACUACCGAGAAAUAACUACAUACUGGACUUACGACAACUACCGAGAAAUAACUACAUACUUGACUUACGACAACUACCGAGAAAUAACUACAUACUGGACUUACGACAACUACCGAGAAAUAACUACAUACUGGACUUACGACAACUACCGAGAAAUAACUACAUACUGGACUUACGUAAGCUGCCGAGAAAUAACUACAUACUGGACUUACGACAACUACCGAGAAAUAACUACAUACUGGACUUACGACAACUACCGAGAAAUAACUACAUACUGGACUUACGUAAGCUGCCGAGAAUUAAUGAAAAAAAAUAG
This is a messenger RNA of Lottia gigantea (owl limpet), 804 nucleotides long. RefSeq lists its product as hypothetical. The record is from RefSeq and is a predicted model, not a curated record. The transcript has 2 exons. NCBI's taxonomy places the organism in Eukaryota, Metazoa, Mollusca, Gastropoda, Lottiidae. The coding region runs from base 1 to 804 and encodes 267 amino acids.